GUGAGUGUCUUUUUUCCAGUAUAAGAGAGAGGAGACAGAGGAAACACAAAGAGGAGUCUUUACUACAUUUGGAGAACCUGUUUGUGUGACUUGACUACGUUCACGGAGAACUGAAAAUCCGAAAUGGCGAGUAGAGCAAUGCUCUUACCUCUGGUAUUUUUGGCUGUGCUAAGCACUGUGAAACUUACGGCGGCCGUACGUGAUUUCCCUGAACUGAGCCACCUGAAGACCAAGACGUCCCCAGAUGUCCAGAGAGAGGCGGCCAGAGGGGUCAUCUCCAGGCUGGUCAAGGACAGAGCCGCGGACUUCGAUGUGGACGUGAACCCAGACCUGGGACCCAAGGAGAGAGACACGUUCAGGCUAAGUUCUACCAAGGAUGGAAAAAUCCUGAUCGAGGGUACGACUGGCGUAGCGGUGUCAAUGGGCUUAUACUAUUACAUCAAAUACUGGUGCAACGCUCAGAGGACAUGGGCUGGACAACAGACGGAGCUACCACCAACUCUCCCGGUCAUCGAAAAGCCAGUGGUCAUUACAAGCAAUGACAGGUUCCGCUACUACAAGAACGUAUGCACUGAGAGCUACAGCUUUGCCUUCUGGCAGUGGGACAGGUGGGAGCAGGAGAUCGACUGGAUGGCUCUGCACGGGAUCAACAUGCCACUCGCCUUUGCUGGACAGGAGGCUAUCUUCCAAAGGGUGUACUUCCAGCUGGGAUUCAACCAAACGGACCUCGAUGAACAUUUUGGAGGACCGGCGUUCUUAGCAUGGGCUCGAAUGGGAAACAUGCGUGGCUGGGGUGGCCCGUUACCUCAAGCGUGGAUCACUAGUCAGCUGAUCCUUCAGCACCAGAUCAUGAGGCGCAUGUUUGACCUCGGCAUGACCCCUGUGUUGGGCGGGUUCGCCGGACAUGUUCCAGCCGCCAUUACUCGACUGUACCCCCAUGCAAACGUCACUCGCCUCGGUUUGUGGGCGGGGUUCAACUCCACAUACUCAGGGACAUACUUGUUGGACUUUGAGGAUCCUUUGUUCAAGAAAAUCGGAGGUCUCUUCAUUAAGGAGACAAUCAAUGAGUUCGGUACAGCUCACCUCUACAACGCAGACACAUUCAAUGAGAUGACACCAGCUUCAAACUCUUCAGAAUACUUGUCGAGGGCAGGACGUGCUGUGUUCCAGGGUAUGCUAGCUGGAGACGAGAAGGCCGUCUGGGUUAUGCAGGGCUGGUUAUUCCUAGAUUCGUCAGGUUUUUGGGGACCUGAGCAGGCCAAAGCCCUGGUCACUUCUGUUCCUCAGGGUCGAAUGAUCAUCUUGGAUCUAGCCACGGACCUUAUCCCAGCCUACCCAAACUUUGACUCUUUCUACGGCCAGCCCUUCAUCUGGUGCAUGAUUCACAACUUUGGCGGCACCUCGGAGCUCUACGGGACUGUGGAUGUCUACAACACGCAACCGUUCAAAGGCCGCACUUUCCCCAACUCCAGUAUGAUCGGCAUCGGGAUCACCCCGGAGGGAAUCAACCAGAACGAGGUCGUGUAUGAGUUUAUGAUGGAGAACACCUGGAGGACAGAGCCUAGAGAUAUAUCCAAGUG
Molecule: messenger RNA, 1580 nt
Organism: Aplysia californica (California sea hare)
Lineage: Eukaryota; Metazoa; Mollusca; Gastropoda; Aplysiida; Aplysiidae
Product: alpha-N-acetylglucosaminidase
Source: RefSeq, a predicted model, not a curated record